Messenger RNA from Nanorana parkeri, 2578 nucleotides. It is a transcript of the gene SEMA4G, whose product is annotated as semaphorin 4G. Bases 75 to 2555 code for a protein of 826 amino acids. The transcript has 14 exons. Lineage: Eukaryota; Metazoa; Chordata; Amphibia; Anura; Dicroglossidae. The record is from RefSeq and is a predicted model, not a curated record. Gene Ontology annotation, molecular function: semaphorin receptor binding; chemorepellent activity. Gene Ontology annotation, biological process: negative chemotaxis; semaphorin-plexin signaling pathway; negative regulation of axon extension involved in axon guidance.
AAUUGCCAGCACUCUGUUUCCAUCUCAGAUCUCUUCAGUGACGACCAUUGAGCACAGGGGUUUCCUACGAAAAGAUGAAGAGGCAUGUGGCUUGUUACUUUGUGGCACUGUACGCAGUAACAAUUGGAUAUACAUCAAAGAGGUCAGCUGCUGAUUUGGAUGUGACUCCCAGGAAAACUGUGACGUAUAACGAACUUUCUGAUGCCAAGCGAUUUACUGAUAAAGUGAAGAAUUACACCACGUUACUGCUGGAGGAUGAAAAUGGAAUUAUCUUUGUCGGAGCGAGAGGAGCCAUCUUUUCUCUAAACGCAACAGACAUUUCUCACAGAUCCCGCAGAACUAUCAAUUGGGAGGUCACAGCCGAAGAGACCAAAAAAUGUCACAACAAAGGCAAAAAUGUUCAGACUGAGUGCUUCAACCAUAUAAGGCUCUUGCAGAGAUUUAAUGAAACCCACCUGUACGUCUGUGGGACGCAUGCCUUCGCUCCACAAUGCUGUUACAUUGACAUCAAGACAUUUGUUUUGCCUUUAACUUGUGAAGAUGGAAGAGAGAAGUGCCCAUUUGAUCCAGUUAUAGGGUACACUGGAUUUCUUAUUGAUGAGGUUCUGUACACGGCAUCAGGCUAUGGCUUCUACAGUGUACCAGAUAUACGGAAAAAUGUUUCAGUGCUGCAUACAUUGAAAACAGAAGCAUCACCUCUGCAAUGGCUGAAUGAUGCUGAGUUUGUGUCUUCAUCUUUGGUUCAAGAAAGUAUAAAUUCUACAAUAGGAGAUGAUGAUAAAAUCUACUACUUCUUCAAUGAACAAGUCAAGGAAGAAAGUUCUGAGUUUUUAGCAAACACCAAAGUCGCCAGAGUAGCUCGGGUGUGCAAAAGUGACAUGGGAGGGAAGAAGAUCUUGCAGAGGAAGUGGACUUCAUUCCUAAAGGCACGAUUAGCCUGCUUCAUUCCGUACUAUGAAACCUUGAAGAGCGUAUACACCCUAGAGAUGGGAACCUGGAACACAACUAUCUUCUAUGGCGCCUUUGUUUUACAAUGGAGAAAAAUGGAAGUCUCAGCGGUUUGUCGGUAUAGCAUAACGGAUAUUCACGAUGUAUUUGAGGGUGAUUACAUGGAAUAUCAAGAUCUUUUGCGGAAAUGGUCUCGAUAUCAAGGGACUUCGCCAAGGCCAGGUUCUUGUAUUACAAAUGAACAGCGAAACAGCAAUUACACCACUUCCCAGGAUCUUCCCAAUAAUGUCCUGGAUUUUGUGAAACUCCAUCCUCUCAUGGCUGAGUCAGUGAAGUCUAUUGAUAAGCAGCCAAUCCUCAUGAAGAAGAACAUCAUUUACACCCAGAUUGCGGCAGACAGAAUCACAGCUCUGGAUAAGGAGCAAUAUGAUGUCUUGUUUCUUGGCACAGAUAAUGGAUGGAUUCACAAAGCAGUGGUCAUCAAAUCCCAAGUUCAUAUCAUAGAAGAGAUCCAGAUCUUCAAGCAGCCACAGCCAGUUGAGAAAUUGGUGAUUUCCAAGAAACAGAAUAGUUUGUAUAUUGGAGCACAAAGUGGAGUCAUGCAGUUACAGCUGUCUGGAUGUAGCCGAUACACCUCAUGCUAUGACUGUAUCCUGGCCAGGAACCCAUAUUGUGGGUGGGAUGGCCAUGUCUGUCGAGAACCUCGAACAUCACAAGACAGGGUACAGAUGACGCAGGAUAUGCAGAAUGGUAACGGAGGAUGUUUAAACAGCACAGACAAGGUUCCAAUAAAGAAACUGAGAACGGUCUUGAAAGGAGAUGAUGUCCUUCUGCAGUGUGACCUUUGGUCUAACCUGGCUAAGCCUCUUUGGCUAUUGAAUGGCACCGACCCAUUGGAAGAUGAUGAUGGUCACCUUCGAGUGGGAGUAGAUGGACUCCUCAUCACAAAUGCUUUUUUGGAACACAGUGGUGAAUAUGACUGUUACUCUGAGGAAAAAGGCUUGCAGUCCAUAGUUGUAUCGUAUAGCGUCAAUGUUCUACUAGAUCUGCCGAGGGAGAAAACAUCCGAAACUACCCCUAUCGUCCAAUUACCAACACCAGCAACUCAAUCUUCUUCCAAACUGGAGUUUGUCUACAUUUCUGUCAUCACAGUUCUUGGUGGACUGUGCUUAGUCCUUUCUAUAGUUUUAUUGUAUGUUUCUUGCCAGCAAAAAAGAAAGGGUAAAUAUGCAAUGAGCAAUUCUCUGAUUACCAGCGUUGAACUUCAGACAGUGUCCUCAAACUUUAAAGACAAGUCUGAGGAAUUGAACAAUUAUUCCGACGGCUGUCUUCAGAUCAUUCCUGGCGAGGCACCAACUGCAUCUCCCUCCAAAAGAAAUCCUCCUCCUCCACCACCACCACCUCCUUUACCAUCAGAGUUCACCAAUGGGAUCAGUACCCUGCCUAACAUGUUGAGAAAAAUGAACGGUAACAGUUACAUGCUUUUAAGACAGAGUGAGGAGGCAAGUUCUCCUUUGUACAAUUCAUUCACGGAGGAGCUUAGCAAGAUCUUGGAGAAAAGGAAACAUACGCAGUUGGUUGAAAAGUUGGAUGAAAGUUCUGUUUAGUUAAAACAAAAACAAAAAAGACA